Messenger RNA from Tarenaya hassleriana, 2493 nucleotides. RefSeq names its product protein SCARECROW. Gene Ontology annotation, molecular function: sequence-specific DNA binding; DNA-binding transcription factor activity. Gene Ontology annotation, cellular component: nucleus. NCBI's taxonomy places the organism in Eukaryota, Viridiplantae, Streptophyta, Magnoliopsida, Brassicales, Cleomaceae. The record is from RefSeq and is a predicted model, not a curated record. Gene Ontology annotation, biological process: leaf development; bundle sheath cell fate specification; radial pattern formation.
AGAGAGAGAGAGAGAGAGACUAAAUGGCGAUUAGAAAACGUCAAACGCACCGCGACGACUUUCUCCUUCUCUCUCUCUCUCUCCCUGCGAGUUGUUUAAUGGAGGGAAGAGAUUUAUGACAUUUAAUGUCUGAAACGACAAUGGAGGUAGAGAUCCAACCACAAUAGUUCCGAGAGCUCGAGGACGCAGUGCAAAGCGCCAUUUCCGUGGUUCCGUCCGACCGUCCAUGGCGUCUGUACGCGUGCUUUGAGAGAAUCAUCUUCCAUCCCGCUUCCUUCCAAACACGCCACUGUCGUCGGAGAUCGUGCUUUUGAUUCUCUGCCCUUUCUGUCUAUUUAACCAUGGAAUCCCAGAGGGAUCGGUCUCAUCUUCCCCAUGGCGGAUUCCGGCAAGGCCACCGGCGGUGAUCGUUGCGGCGGCGGAACUCAGAGUCAAGGUCCUCCUCCGAAGAUGGUGAGAAAGCGAACGGCGUCGGAGAUUAACGACUCCGACUACGACCACUCUUCCAGGCUUCACCGCCGGAAUUCUCACCUCCUCGAGUCCGACACCAACACCAACACCAACACCAACAUCAUGUCUUCGGUUCCUCCUCUUCCUCAGCCGCCGCUGCCGCCGCAAUUGUCGGUUUGCGGCUUUUCUCUGUGUCCAUUGUUCCCUUCAGCGAAUCCGAUACAGGCGAUGGAUCAAGACGCGUGGAUCGACGCAGUCAUCAGAGGGCUUAUCCACUCAUCCACCACUGUCUCCAUCCCUCAGCUCAUCCAAAAUGUCCGAGACAUCAUCUUCCCUUGUAACCCUAAUUUCCCUUCAGCGAAUCCGAUACAGGCGAUGGAUCAAGACGCGUGGAUCGACGCAGUCAUCAGAGGGCUUAUCCACUCAUCCACCACUGUCUCCAUCCCUCAGCUCAUCCAAAAUGUCCGAGACAUCAUCUUCCCUUGUAACCCUAAUCUCGGUGCCCUUCUCGAGUACAGGCUCCGCUCUCUCAUCCUCCUCGAUCCUCCCGACCCUCAGCCUUCCUCUUAUCCCCUCCCUCUCCAUCAAAUCUCCGCCGAUCCUUCCCCCUCUCGCCCUCCGCCUCCGCCGCAGGAGAAGCAAACAGCCGACGAACGGGAAAACUCUUCCUCCGAUGCGGCGGAGACCGUGAUCAGCACCGCUGGAGCAAGCACGACGGCGACAGCGGUUGUUGCGGCCAUGAGAGAGAGGAAGGAAGAGAUGAAGAGACAGAAGCAAGACGAGGAAGGGUUGCACCUCCUCACUUUGCUACUGCAGUGCGCGGAGGCCGUCUCCAUUGACAACCUCGAGGAAGCCAACAAGCUCUUGCUUGAGAUCUCACAGCUGUCCACCCCUUACGGCACCUCCGCUCAGAGAGUGGCCGCUUACUUCUCGGAAGCAAUGUCGGCUCGGCUGGUCAACUCAUGCCUCGGCAUCUACGCGGCUUUGCCCUCUCGGUGGAUCCCUCAGACUCACAGCCUGAAGAUGGUUUCGGCCUUCCAGGUCUUCAAUGGCAUCAGCCCACUCGUAAAGUUCUCUCAUUUCACGGCCAACCAGGCGAUUCAAGAGGCUUUCGAGAGAGAGGAGAGUGUCCACAUCAUUGACCUGGACAUCAUGCAAGGUCUCCAAUGGCCUGGUCUCUUCCACAUCCUAGCUUCUCGCCCUGGAGGCCCUCCUCACGUCCGCCUCACUGGUCUCGGUACCUCCAUGGAAGCUCUCCAAGCCACCGGGAAACGUCUCUCCGAUUUCGCCGAUAAGCUUGGCCUUCCCUUCGAGUUCUGCCCACUCGCCGAGAAAGCCGGCAACUUGGAUCCGGACAGGCUCAAUCUGAGCACCGGCAAGAGGGAAGCCAUAGCUGUCCAUUGGCUGCAGCAUUCACUUUACGACGUCACUGGCUCUGAUACCCACACGCUCUGGCUGCUCCAAAGGUUGGAGCCGAAAGUGGUGACAAUAGUGGAACAAGACCUGAGCCAUGCAGGAUCGUUCUUGGGAAGGUUUGUGGAGGCGAUACACUACUACUCAGCCCUGUUCGAUUCACUGGGGGCGAGCUACGGGGAGGAGAGCGAGGAGAGGAACGUGGUGGAACAGCAGCUGUUGUCGAGAGAGAUACGCAACGUACUGGCGGUGGGAGGGCCGUCAAGGAAUGGUGGCGGCGAGGUUAGGUUCGAGAGCUGGAGGGAGAAGCUGAAGCAGUGUGGGUUCUUCAAAGGGAUAUCGCUGUCGGGGAACGCAGCCACGCAGGCCACGCUUCUGCUGGGGAUGUUCCCAUCGGACGGUUACACUCUGGUUGACGACAAUGGCUCCCUCAAGCUCGGCUGGAAGGACCUCUCCUUGCUCACUGCCUCCGCCUGGGCUCCUUUCCCUCACCCGUCUUGACCUUUCUCUCUCUCUUUUGUACCUUUUCUUCUCGUUUUCUGUGUAAUGAUGCUUUUUAUCUGAUAAGUUACUCCCUAGUCUGGUCGGCAUUUGAGUAAUGAAGAAUCUGAGAGACACUACUUAUCAUCA